AGCAUUAAAUGACAAUGCUAAUGGUUCACUUUUAAUAUAUAUAUCGCAAUGUGUUAGUUUUCAAAAAAAAAAACGCCAUGUGUUGAGACGCUAUAAAGGACGGAAACCAUUCACCAACGUUUAGAAAGAUAUUUUUUUGUGAUAAUUAAUUCACCAACUUUCCUCCCGUUGUAUAUUCAUAAUAAACCCACGUGCGUUUCUCAAAAGACAACGCUAAGAAAAUGAAAAGUAACAUGUGUUUGUUUAAAUGUAUAUAAAUUUUCAGUAUAAAUGGGUCACUCCAUCACUUACUUUCUCACCAGGAAAGCAAAAAAACCCUUAAGCAAAGAAAACCAACUUGGUCUCCUAGAAUAAAGAAAACUCCAACGGAAAGAAGAAUGGGUUCAGACAGUACUCCUCAACUUCCAGUCAUCUAUCUCUCGGACCAAACCCUAAAACCAGGAAGUGAGAAGUGGGUUGAAGUGAGGAGUGAUGUCCGUAAAGCUCUUGAAGACUACGGCGCUUUCGAGGUGUCAUAUGAUAGAGUGUCAGAGGAGCUUAAGGAAUCGGUUUUGGAAACCAUGAAAGAGCUUUUCCAGCUACCUGUUGAGGCCAAAAGAAGAAACGUGUCUCCCAAACCCUACACUGGAUAUAUGACUCAUAAUGGUGUUUCCGAGAGUCUGGGGAUCCAGGAUGCCAAUGUUUUGGAGAAAGUUAACGAAUUUACUCAACUGCUACGCCCUGAUUGUGAGGGUAACAAGAGUACCAGCGAAAGGAUACAUAAGUUUUCAGAGAAGUUAGCAGAAUUGGAUGUAAUGGUGAGAAGAAUGGUAUUUGAGAGCUUUGGGAUAGAGGAUUACUUUGAUGAGAACCUCAAGUCAAUGAAUUACCGUCUACGACUGAUGAAGUAUACAGCACCACGUGAUGUUGAUACUAAUGUUGCGGCAGGUGCUAAUGAUGCUGGUGAUGGUGCUAAUACGAAUAACAAUGGUAAUACUGGUGCGGAUGCUGGUGCUGGCGAUUCAGCCAGUACUGGUGACAAUGACAAGGUUGUUGCUAGUGAUGAUGCUAAUGCUGGUGCUGAUACUAAUGAUAUUGUUGUUGGUAUUGCUAACGUUCAUAUUGAUGAUGAUGCUAAUGAUGUUGCUAAAGCUAAUGGCGACGUUGGUGCUGGUGUUGAUGCUAAUACUAAUGAUUGUGCUAGUGUUAAGUCUAACGCCGACGUUGAUAAUGUUAAUGCUAAUGCCAGUGUUGGUACGAAUGGUGAUGGUGAUACUAAUGCUAAUGUUGGCGCUCAUCUUGAGGAGAAGAAAUUAGGCUUACCUUCUCAUACUGAUAAAAACCUUUUGACAGUACUUUAUCAACAUGAGAUUGAAGGUUUGGAGGUGUUAACCAAAGAUGAAAAGUGGAUCAGAUUGAAACCAUCUCAUAACUCUUUCGUUGUUAUCGCUGGAGAUUCUCUAUAUGUAAGGUCUAAUGAUGAUCAGACCUGGCCUCGACAUCGUCGUGGUCGUGGUGGUACGGGGAGCCAGUCUCGGGAUUCCAGCCAUUUUCAGGAUUCCUCUUCGCCUCACAACUCCUACCAUACAUCUCCCUCUCCCAGUCGUGACCAUCUUCCCUAUCUCACUCCGUAUUCACAUGGAUGGGGUCAAACAUGGUAA
Brassica napus (rape) is the source of this 1640-nucleotide messenger RNA. RefSeq names its product probable 2-oxoglutarate-dependent dioxygenase AOP1. The transcript is spliced from 5 exons. The record is from RefSeq and is a predicted model, not a curated record. Gene Ontology annotation, molecular function: dioxygenase activity. NCBI's taxonomy places the organism in Eukaryota, Viridiplantae, Streptophyta, Magnoliopsida, Brassicales, Brassicaceae. The coding region runs from base 378 to 1640 and encodes 420 amino acids.